AGUUUCUUACAUCUCCCCCUAUUCUUGUACCUCUGAUUAAUUGAUUGUUUGAUCCUUUUCGCAUGUUUUUUUGCUUUUUCCUCUUGAUGGUAGACACAUGUUGGCAACUGCAUGCAACGUUUGCCGGAUUUUCUCCCUGGGUGUUUCGUUGUCAAGAAACUGCUAAAAGAGAAAAUUCUCAUCCCUAAAUAAAUCAGCCAACUUUGAAAUUUUGUCCGUCGAUUAAUACAUCCAACUUCCCCGGUUGAACUUGGGUUCUCAAAUCUCAUACUCUCCGCUUCAUUGCGCGUCUGAAAAUAAUAACUCACUCCAACGAGGGAAAUUAGUUGGAUUUUCGGUAAGCAUUAGAUUAUAAUCAUUCUUAUGGGAGAUUUUCAUACCCAUCUUUUCUCCGGAGUCAAAACAUCAAUUAGGUUUUCAAGUGAAAACCAUCUUGUGUACUGUUACAUGUUAAAGACUUAACGUAGUGAUCUGUAGUGAUUGUAACUGAACGAUAAAUUGAUCCCGAUAUCAGAUUUGCUUUUGACUCCCUAUUUCAGAAUCUGGACAGUUCUCUGCAGAUGUAGUUAGUCGUGACUAUUGAGGACGUGCUUUACCGGUUUAUAUCCUGGAUGGACAUCAAUAAGAGGAUGACCUGUGACAGUGUUCAUGCUGUGCUAAACUGUGAUGACAUACUGCAAGAGAUCUUGCUACGACUACCCCCUUCAUCUAUUUGCAAAUUCAUCAUCACAUCAAAGAGAUGGCUGCGUGUAAUAUGCAGUUCUUCAUUCUACCGAUGCUAUGUGAAUAUAUGGGGACAAAAGUUUAGACUUUGGGGUUUCUUUGUAUGCAACUUUUUAUAUCUAGGAAGACCCCGUGAUGGCUACCAACGGCCCUCCUGGGAACCUGCAUUGCCUUUUUUGUCCACUUGUAAAGAGGGUGAUGAUCUGAAGUCUUCUGGCGUUCUCAGAAAACUUGGCUACUUUAUUGAUUGUUUCAAUGGCAUUCUUCUUUGCGGUCGUCAUCCAAAGACUUAUUAUGUGUACAAUUUCAAGAACAAGCAACAAUACCAACUCCCAGAACCUCAGCAGUUCUACAAAAUGUUGUGCAUGGCAUUCAUUGUUGAGGAACAUCUUGAUGAUGUCAUUUGCUACAAGGUGAUUCGAGCCAAAUGUGAGUGCAAACUUAAGGUGCGCAACACAGUUUCUAUUGAGACUUUCUCCUCAAAAACUGGAACUUGGAAGCAAUCUACUCUAACAUGCUCUACAACUUUUGCACUGCGCCCAAGGACAGUAGCUAUGGUGGUCAAGGGAGUUGUCCACUGGUUUGCAAUGUGGGGAAACCUUGCUAUUUAUGAUCCACGCUUUGGAGAUAGGUGGAUAGCUCUAUUAAAACUGCCAGCAGGUGGGCUAUCACAUGAGCAUGAAGAGUCAGUUCUAGGGGAGUCAUCUGAUGGGCUUCUACAGUAUGGUCAGAGCAGUAACUUGGGUGUGGAGAUAUGGGUUCUUGAGGAUGAAGAAGGAGCUAGCUCAUCCAUUAACAGAAACUGUGCACAUGUAAGGAAGAAGUGGAUUUUAAGGUGGAGAUUAAACUUUAAAGUAAUGUGGAAGCAAAAUCCAACUCUCAGCAUGCAAUGUAAAGAAUCUCAGAUACUGUCAUUCCUUCCUCAGAAUUCUCAGUCUAUCUUCAUUAGAUCGGGGUGGAACAUUUUCCAAUGUGAUCUGGAGACCAAAAGGCUAGAAACAAUUUAUUAUCAGGGUCGUGGGGCUGCCAUUUCAUGGGAGUCAAGUAAAGUUGUUCCUUACUUUCUACCAACUUGGCCAUUGGCUUGUGUGUCAUAACAGAAAUCAUAACAUGACGCUGGAUAUGAUUUCUGUUGAAUUAAGUAAAAAAUUGACGGUCCUUGAUGUAUUUAAGUUGUACGUAGGGGUGAUGAAAUUUCAGUUCUUAACUUCCCUCCACCAUAGGACCUUCACUUUCUUGUGGUUCCAAGCCGCUUGGGUUAUCUUGCGUCAUCUGGGUUUAGUUAAAGCUAGGAAAACGUAUUUCUUUUGUGAUGGUAUGUUAGAAGGUAAGAUGAAUGUAGAAAACAACUUCUCCCCAUUUUUUUGGGGGCGCUUGAAGACUCUAGAGUCAUGUUAGGAGAUGUGAUUUGUCAUAACCGGGGUAUGGAUGACUGAUGAUGGCCUGGACUGGAUGGUUACAUUCCUUGUGUUUUAGGGUUUGUUUGGGAUCACUUUUAUAAGGUAAUUAUAAGUAUUUUGACGUAAUUCGGGACAAAA
Neltuma alba is the source of this 2261-nucleotide messenger RNA. Its product is annotated as F-box protein At5g03970. The record is from RefSeq and is a predicted model, not a curated record. Bases 612 to 1820 code for a protein of 402 amino acids. The transcript is spliced from 2 exons. Gene Ontology annotation, molecular function: protein binding. NCBI's taxonomy places the organism in Eukaryota, Viridiplantae, Streptophyta, Magnoliopsida, Fabales, Fabaceae.